AUCUUGUUCCCGGAGUGCUGUUCCCAUGUACCCUUGCCUUUCUUAAGACCUAAAAGAGGGGAUGGCUCUACGCUGCUGGGAUGCAGCUCGCAGCCUUGGGUCCCGGGUAUUUGGAAGAUAUACGUGCUCGGUUAGAGCAUUAAGUUCUUUGUCAGAUAAGAAAAAGGAAUUUUUACAUAAUGGACCAGACCUUCAAGAUUUUGUGUCUGGCGAUCUUGCAGACAAGAGUACCUGGGAUGAAUAUAAAGGAAACUUAAAGCGCCAGAAAGGAGAAAGGUUAAGAUUACCUCCCUGGUUGAAGACAAAGAUACCCAUGGGUAAAAAUUACAAUAAACUGAAAAAUACAUUGCGGAAUUUAAAUCUCCACACAGUAUGUGAGGAAGCCCGAUGUCCCAACAUUGGAGAGUGUUGGGGAGGUGGGGAAUAUGCCACAGCCACAGCCACCAUCAUGUUGAUGGGGGACACAUGCACAAGAGGUUGCAGAUUUUGUUCUGUUAAGACUGCAAGAAACCCCCCUCCACUGGACGCCAGUGAGCCCGACAAUACGGCCAAAGCCAUCGCAGAGUGGGGUCUGGAUUACGUUGUCCUGACAUCGGUGGAUCGAGAUGAUGUGCUUGAUGGGGGAGCUUCGCACAUCGCCAAGACCGUGUCGUGCUUGAAGGAAAGGAAUCCAAAGAUCCUCGUGGAAUGCCUCACCCCAGACUUCCGAGGAGAUCUGAGAGCGGUAGAGAAGGUGGCUCUGUCUGGAUUAGAUGUGUAUGCACACAACGUGGAGACUGUUCCAGAAUUACAGAGGAAAGUUCGUGAUCCCCGGGCCAAUUUUGACCAGUCUCUUCGUGUAUUGAAACACGCCAAGGAGGUCCAGCCCGAUGUUGUUUCCAAAACAUCAAUAAUGCUGGGCCUCGGUGAGACGGAUGAGCAAGUCUAUGCCACGAUGAAAGCUCUCCGUGCAGCCGAUGUGGACUGUUUAACUCUAGGGCAGUAUAUGCAGCCAACAAAGCGCCACCUUAAGGUUGAAGAAUAUGUUACUCCUGAGAAGUUCAAAUACUGGGAAAAAGUAGGAAAUGAACUUGGAUUUCACUAUACAGCAAGUGGCCCUCUGGUGCGAUCUUCAUAUAAAGCAGGUGAAUUUUUCCUGAAAAAUCUAGUGGCUAAAAGAAAAACAAAAGCUUCUAAAAUUUAGCCAAGACCUUCAAGAUCACAGGAGUGUUAAGAUUUUGCUUCCAGUUGGUGUGAGGGCGGUGCCAUCUUGUCAGGAUUCCUGUGCAUGCAAACCAGCACCAUUCGGAAAUGUCUGAUGUCUGAUCCAGGCAUGAUAAUGGUAUAUACCUGUAAUUCCACCCAGGCCAUCCUGCCUUCUGAGUAAGACCCAGUCUCAAAAAAAAAAAAAGGAAAGAAAAAGAGAAAGAAAAAGAGAAGGAAGGAAGAAGCCCGUAACCCUGUAAGCGGCACAUUUAGUAGUAAUUCAUUUGACUCCUUGCCGACCUAUUUUGUCCCCAUCUUUGUCAGUGAUGAUAUGAUCGUCUCUGAACGGUUUGCUGUUGCCAUUGUAAUUUAAAAGUGUCUGUUCUAGCAUGUAGAAGAUCUUAAAACCACAAUAACCCAUAUGACAUUUCUUUUCUUAAAAAGAUUUAUUUAUGUGUGUGUGUGUGUAUGUGUGUAUGUGUGUAUGUGUGUGUGUGUAUGUGUGUAUGUGUGUGUAUGUGUGUGUAUGUGUGUGUGUGUGUGUAUGUGUGUGUGUGUGUGUGUGUGUAGUUAGAGGAACAUACAUACGGAUUCCAUGACACAUAAUAAAUAAUCUUUUAAAAACCCUCCAUAGAUAAGUCAGCACCCCAGUGUGGAGCUAGGAAGGGCUCGACAGCUCCCGGUCAUGUCAGUGCUGAGGAGGGAGUCGGUGUUCUUUAAGGGUGUGGCCUCUGUGUUGACCCAUGCUCUAGAGCAGUGGUUUUCACCCUUCUUAACGCUGAGACCCUUUAAUACAGAUCCUCAAGUGGUGCCGACCCCCAACCAGGAAAAGUUUUUUUUGUUGCUACUUAUAACUGUAAUUGUGCUGCUGUUCAUGAGUUGUAAUGUAAAUAUGUGAUAUGCAGGAUAAGCGGCCCCAGGGGUCACGGCCCACAGGUUGAGGAGCAGUGCCCCAGUGGCUGGCUCAGCACCCAUGAGGAGAAGCCUAAAUGCUAGGCUGCUUCCCACUCUCUGGAGUCUAGGGAUAGAGAUGAUUAGAGAGUUGUUGAGCUAGACCCAUAGCUGAUUCCGGCCAGUGCUCCCCUCGCUCUCCCUUUGGGGUAGAGCCUCUGUGGUCCUGAUGGGAACUUCCUCCUGCAGGGACAUCAACCAGCAUUCCAGGAAUCCCAUUCCCAUGCACUCAGUGCUGUCCACAACUGUCCCAAAGCCUCCGGGCCGGCACGGGCUCCUUCCUACUCUGUUUUAUUGGAUUACACAGCCCUUACUGGUACCUCAUGCUGUCCUCAAUUAUGAUGGGUUCCUUACAAAGAGCAGAACAUACAUGUGUGCACAGGGUAAAACAUGAUGGUAUACACUUGCACCUCAGCAGUUGCAUGGAAGAUUGCUGUGAGUUGAAGGCCAGUCUGGGUCAAAGCCCUUUAUUAUCUGUCCUUCCAAACUGGAUGUGGACUUUUUGUUGUUGAGACAGGGUCUCAUGCAGCCCAGGCUAGCCUCCGACCAGCUGUGUAGUAAAAGAUGACUCUGGAUGUCCUAGCUCUGUCCCUGAGUGCUGUGAUUAUAGGCCUGCAACACUUGCAGGCCAGGCAUACACUCGUAAACUCAGCCCUUAGGAGGCAGAAGGAGAAGAAUACACAGUUUGAGGCCCGUCUAGAUUGCAGCAAAGCCACCCAAAGUCACCUUCCUUACCUGCUGCAAGCAAAAUUCUAUCCCUCAUGAUCCUCUUCAGCUCCAGACCAAAAACCAGCCUUUAUUUUCCUGUCUGUGUCUCACUGUGUAGCAAAGGUUAUCCCGGAACUCACGUCUGUAGUCUAGGCUGUCCUGGGACUCGUGGCAUCUGCCUGCUCUGUCUCCCAAGUGCCCACUGUACAGGGAGGAGCCACUCCACUCGGCCUCACGCCUCUUUUUGUUGUUGUUAAAUUUUAAAAUAAGAUCUACUUUGUAAAACUACUUGUAUGUGUGUUAUCUUCCAUAAUUAGUGGUGUCUGUGUGUGAGUACCCGUGUAGGCCAGAGUACUGGAGCCAACCGAGCUGCAGCCCUGGCCCCAUAGCCUUUUUGUUGAUUUAUUUUAAAAUCUUACAUGACAUUAUCCAUGUUACAUGCUUUACGAUAUAGCCACAUAAAAUCUCCUUUGUAAGACACAAAAUAAACAAAGACAGGAUUCUGAGUCAAA
Molecule: messenger RNA, 3356 nt
Organism: Grammomys surdaster
Lineage: Eukaryota; Metazoa; Chordata; Mammalia; Rodentia; Muridae
Gene: Lias
Product: lipoic acid synthetase
Exons: 11
Coding region: 62-1183 (373 amino acids)
Biological process (GO): lipoate biosynthetic process
Cellular component (GO): mitochondrion
Molecular function (GO): lipoate synthase activity; 4 iron, 4 sulfur cluster binding
Source: RefSeq, a predicted model, not a curated record